Molecule: messenger RNA, 581 nt
Organism: Klebsormidium nitens
Lineage: Eukaryota; Viridiplantae; Streptophyta; Klebsormidiophyceae; Klebsormidiales; Klebsormidiaceae
Source: the annotation of a GenBank genome assembly
AUGGAGAUGCCAUCAAGUUUUGGCAAUGCUGGAGGCACAAAGACAAAGGUGUUGAGUGCGACCAGAACAAUGGAGUGUCCUUCACCAUGUCAUGUGGUGGUUUACUUCAUAACCACCCUAGCUUGGGAAAAUUUGCUUGAUCUAUAUCAAUCCAUCCAUUGGACCAACCUCAAUCUGGGCUUCGGAAAGUUCCUGUCAUUGCGGCUGCGGAGGCUGUUCCGGUUGUUAGGUAGGAAGUGGAUCUGGACAGUACAGCACAGCACCCAGCGAAGCUACUUGGUGGUCCUACACUGAUUGUCCAAGCUACUUGGUGGCCCUACUAAUCCUUCUUCUGAAGCUACCAUGGACCGCGAUCGCCAAACCAUCUCCAAACCAAACCCUUUUAAGGUGAGUCUUGAAAGCUUUUCUGUUUUGUUUAGGCGUCGCCGUUCUGCAGUUCUGAGUCUGGUAACAGUUGCAGCUUGAAAGCGGAAGUUCCUCCAAAGAGUUUUGGCGUUUCAGCGGGUCUGGCGUUUGCAAGAAUGUGGAAUGGUUGGUGUUGUGGUGAAGCUCUGCCUUUUACUAUGAGGUCAAUGGCAGUG